AUGCAGCCUUCUAGGUCACCGGAGCGAAGUACAGGCCGGAUACGCAAGACUUCUCUGAGCAGCAGUAGUGCAGCAAUCGCAAGUAGAUCACCUAAAAGCACUUCUCGUUCUACACACGUAGGAAGUACAGCUGGAAUAUCUUCUUCAAGUGCGGCUUUAAGCUCAGCAAGGAGAGCGCAAUAUGGUGGUGGUGAUGAUAGACUGGUGCUGGAUAUUGGUGCAAGAGUGACAAAGAUUGGACACAGUAAUGAAGCCAGGCCAAGAUCGAUUAUUUGGUCUCUCAGAAAUGCAACGCCAACAGAAAGAGCGAUAGAUAGCUCAUGUGGUGGCAUGCUUUGGAGUGCAGAUAUCGCAAGAUGCAAAGAUGAUACAAAUAGAAAAGUUGUCGAAUAUAAGCUAAGAGGUCGGCUAAAGUUCCUCUUGCGCAACUUGUUCUACCAGAUCUUAACACAAGAUCCAAAAGAUCGAAAGAUCACAAUCGUCCACAAUGCAUUCAUGCCCACGAUUGUACAAGAGGUAUUGCAAGAGGUGCUCUUUUCAAACCUACGUGUUGCAUCGGUUUCGUUUGUUCCAUCGCAUUUGAUGAGCGCUAUUGCAAUCGGAAGAAGUUGCACACUGGUAAUCGAUAUGGGAUACGAACAAGCAUCAAUGAUACCGAUCCAUUUAUGGAGACCUUUGACGCAUCGUUAUACACUCGUCUCACCAAAAGCUGCCCGGCGUGUCAGUCAGAGAUUACGAGCAUUGCUUUUGCAUUUUGCUGCAUAUACGCCGCCCCUUUCAUCAAAUAGCACAACAGGAAGCUCGUUUUCCGCAACGAUACACUCAAGCGCUUCUACCCCUCGUUCAGGUCAAACAAAGAUACCCGCAGACUUGCUCGAUGACGACUUCCUUGAUGAGAUCAAAGCAGAAGUGCUGACUGUAGGUCCUGUCUUGGAGCAUGAGAAUGUGAGUAAAGCACACACGACAAGGGACACUCAAUGGAAAUCUAGACAACCAUUCUCAACAAUCCCUGAAGAGGAUGAUCUGGAAUGGAUGGAAGUGCUGCGGAAACGAUACAGUGGAGAGAAAUGCACAACUGUCGAUAUCAGCAUUGAAGUUCCGCCUGAGCCUUCACCGCCUUUGACAGCUGCCACACAACCGGCCACUCUGUUUUACUCUGCACAUCCACAACCUACCCAUCAGGGUAGAGGCCGAAUACGGAUUCCAGGUUGGGUACGUGAACGUGCGAUAGAUGUAUUGUUCGAACAAGGCGAUGAUGAUGAGCUCAGUCUGACAGAGAUGGUAUUAGAUGCUUUGCUAAAAUUGCCUAUCGAUACUAGACAAGUGAUGGCAAAUAAUAUCUACCUCACAGGUGGAACAGCGAUGAUUCCUGGACUGGCACAUAGACUAAGGCUGGAAUUGAUCGCUACGUUGCGUUCGGCUGAAGUGCAAGCCAUUCAGAAUAGCAUCUCACUUAUCUCGCUGGAUCGUCCUACCAAUGGUGCUCGCAUAAGUAAAGUUGGUUACGUUCCGAUUGUGUCACUCGCACAGCAUAUCGCUGUUGUCAAUGAUCAUGCACCAAGGCUGGAUACUAAAGGCAGAUCCAUCAGUGGAAAAGCGCCUUCUUUUCCUGUCAAUCUGGUCGCAUGGACAGGAGCAAGUUUGAUCAAUUCUCUUCGUAUCGAUUCCACGACCCAAAUUCUUCGCGAGGAAUAUGAAGAGAUUCAAACAGAGCUUACUCGAAGGCGUAAAGAAGUUGAAGGUGAACAAAUCACGUUUGAUGACAAACGACCGGGUCUGGGAAUGAAACGUGCUAGUUUCUUAGGAAGCGUUUCAGGCUUGGAUUUGGGAACUUUUGGACCGUUGUCAGGUGCACGUAAUAAGUUUUCUGCCGGUCCGUCUGGAUCAGCCUCUCAUCCACUUUCGCCAACAAGCUCCAAAGGGCCGCCCGAAUAA
Molecule: messenger RNA, 1935 nt
Organism: Meira miltonrushii
Lineage: Eukaryota; Fungi; Basidiomycota; Exobasidiomycetes; Exobasidiales; Brachybasidiaceae
Product: actin-like ATPase domain-containing protein
Exons: 2
Coding region: 1-1935 (644 amino acids)
Biological process (GO): microtubule-based movement
Source: RefSeq, a predicted model, not a curated record